Penicillium lagena is the source of this 1884-nucleotide messenger RNA. Its product is annotated as Zn(II)2Cys6 transcription factor. The coding region runs from base 1 to 1884 and encodes 627 amino acids. Lineage: Eukaryota; Fungi; Ascomycota; Eurotiomycetes; Eurotiales; Aspergillaceae. Gene Ontology annotation, biological process: positive regulation of transcription by RNA polymerase II; DNA-templated transcription. The transcript is spliced from 3 exons. Gene Ontology annotation, molecular function: zinc ion binding; DNA-binding transcription factor activity, RNA polymerase II-specific; sequence-specific DNA binding. The record is from RefSeq and is a predicted model, not a curated record.
AUGCCCGCAACCGCCACGACCUUCCUGGACAACCCGCUGCUCAAAGUCAGCCGCCCGGUCGCCGCCUGCUCGCGAUGUCGCACGGCGAAGAUCAAAUGUGACGGCAAGCUCCCCGCCUGCUCGGCCUGCGAACGCGUCGGGAAAGCCAGCAGCUGCUCCGGGGCCAGUGAUGAGUUCGCCAAAGGCAAAGAGAGGAGCUAUGUGGCCUCGCUGGAGGGCUACUGUGAGAAACUGGAGAAGAAGGUCACCCGACUCCGGGCCCGCCAGGACUCGCUCUCGGCAGAAGGCAGCGGCACCAUCGCCCGGGAGGUGUCCAUCACCUCCAUUGUAUCGGCUGGCCCGCCGGGCCCAGCCCACCGCAGAGAGGCCUCAGAUAUUGAUGAUCUAGUGGGAGAUUUUGGUUUCCUGUCAGUCAAUGCGACCUCACGCGACUUUCGCGGCAUCACUUCGAGCACCUCCUUCGCCAACCUGCUCCUCUCCGUCGCUGUCGUGGAGCUGCCCCCGCCACCACCUUCGUCAGACUCGCUUCCUGCGCGGCACGAAGCUAUGCCCCUGCUCCAGCACUAUUUUGACAAUAUAUUUAUCCAGCUGCCCUUCUUCGUCGAGACAAACUUUUGGACGUCGGUGGAUGCAGUGUAUCAGUCGCAAGGCCGCUUCGCCAAACCAUUUGACCAAUGGAUGCUGCGCAUGGUUCUCGCCAUUGCGUCGGCCUCGGUGUCAUAUCAUAAUAAUGAUGAGAGCCACAAACGAGCGUUGGCUUUAGUGUCAGAGGCUCUAAGAUACACCGAGGAUGUUCUUCGCCCGGGCUCUGUUUCUGGGAUCCAGUCAAUCCUGCUGCUCGCUCAGUACUCCCUGGUUGACCCAGGGCACUUUCGGAGCUGGUAUCUUGUUGGAAUGGCCGUAAGGGUCAUGGUAGACUUGGGUCUGCAUCAGGAUCCUCCCGCCGAGGUGCUAUCCAACGCAGAUCGGCUGGACGUUCGCCGUCGCGUGUUCCAUUGUAUUUAUAGUCUGGACAGAGGAAUGAGUGCCGCCUUGGGACGAACCUUUUCUUUCUCGGAUGCCUCCGUGAAUGUCGAGUUGCUGUCCGCAAACACAUCGGGCCGCGCCACAGCUGACGAUAGCCCUUUCUUCUUGCGAAGCCCACUGCCGGCAAUACACAUUGUGAAAAUCAGGCAAAUUCUAUCGAACGGAUACCAAGAAAUGUAUUGCAAUGGGCGCGAUCCGUCCCCACAGCCCUUAGUAAUGACAUGGACUCUGUGCUCUCGGGUGAGAGACUGGUACCACCAGCGGCCCCAGAACGCGCCCAGCCACUUUUCCCUCCUGUAUAGACUGGAACUGCUAUACACCAUGAUCAUCCUCUUGUCACCUUCUCAUCGAUAUCCUCUCCCGUGCGAUUACAACAAGGCUCUCCUAUUCGACCGAUCCAUGGACUACAUCAGCCAGAUCCACCAGGUACUGGAGAACCCCAGCAUCCUUCCAUUCGUGACAUUCCUCGACAUCCAACGCGUAUACCAGGUGGGCCAAAAGUUCGUCGAGGUCUUGUCUGAAAACUUUGAUCUCUUGCUGAGCGCCGCUGUGCCUCUUCCUCCCCCGGUGCCAGCCGGCACACCCGACCCGCCGAUGCUGGGCGAAGAGGACCGUAUCAACUGCCGUCCUCGCGCGAUCCGCUGUCUGGCGUACGUGCGCGAGCUGAUGAAAUACAGUGCCCGGAAGUGGGACCUGUCAUAUCUGCUGGAGAAGUUCGAGCAGUCGUCUGCGCCGUUGGAGGAACGGUUGGUCCAAAGUUCCGUGGCGUAUUUACCUGGCCAGGGGAUCUACGCGCAGGCGCCGUCGUCGGGGUUGCCGCUGGCCGGCAAUGAGUACUCGGCGUAUCACUUGGGAUAG